UCGCGGGAUAUCUGCAAUCCGGCGUGUCGCAAAUUCCUCAGAGGGGGAGGUAGGAAGGGAAACACUAAAAAGAGGGAGGGGAGGAGUGAGAUUCAGAGAGAGCAGCCCGAAGAGUCAGAGAAGCAGGAGGCCAGCAUGUCGCUCACCAAAGCCGUGUGUCUGCCUUCAUCCAUCCAGAUAUGCAGGCAUAUUUGGACUCACUUUAGAAGAGCAUGUGCCACCAUAAGUGGUUACAGGAUUAUGCGCCCGGAUGAUGCCAAUAUUGUUGGCAACGUCCACGGUGGCACCAUUCUGAAGAUGAUUGAAGAGGCCGGAGGCAUCAUUAGCACUCGCCACUGUAAUACACAAACAGGGGAACGCUGUGUAGCAGCUCUGGCUCGUGUUGAGCGCACUGAUUUCUUGCACCCCAUGUUCAUUGGAGAAGUGGCCCAUGUGAGUGCGGAGAUUACCUAUGUGUCCAAACACUCGGUAGAGGUGCAGGUCAACGUCAUUGCAGAAAACAUCCUCACAGGGACAACGAAAGUGACUAAUAAGGCAACGUUGUGGUAUGUUCCCUUCUCUUUGGAAAACGUUGACAAGAUCGUUGAAGUCCCCUUAAUUGAGUAUAAAAGCAAUGAGCAGGAAAUUGAAGGCAAGAAACGAUAUGAGGCUCAAAAGAUGGAACGGUUGGAGACCAAGCAACGGAACGGCGAAAUCAUUAUGCCUGUAAUCAGCCCAGACAGACAAGCUAAAGAGCCAUUCUCUGUGGGAUUCAGCCAAUCCAGUUUGAUUCACUUGGUGGGACCUUCAGACUGCACACUGCAUGGCUUUGUCCAUGGAGGAGUUACUAUGAAACUUAUGGAUGAAGUUGCUGGAAUCAUUGCAGCCCGACACUGCAAAACCAACAUUGUUACUGCUUCUGUUGAUGCCAUCAACUUUCAUCGCAAGAUCAAAAAAGGCUGUGUGGUGACUGUUUCUGGCAGGAUGACAUUUACCAGCAACAAGUCGAUGGAAAUCGAAGUGUUUGUAGAUGCUGACCGUGUUUUUGAACCUGAGAAGUACCGGGCUGUCAGCGCCUUCUUCACUUUCAUCUCUCUGGACAAAGAUGGGAAACCUUUACCUGUUCCUCCUCUCAAGGUUGAAACUGAAGAAGAAAGGAAGCGAUUUGAGGAAGGAAAAGUCCGUUAUCUUCAAACAAAAGCUAAGAGGCAAACAGAGAAAGCAAGGCAGCAAUGACCUUCAACCUGCAUCAAUGUGAGGAGAGACCCUUAGUGCUGAAUGACAGCAGUAUUAAGUAGAGCUACUAAAAUAAUUACAAGAACCAUGUUCUGUUUUCAGAAGAAAUGUCUUGUUAUUUAUGUGUAGAUGCUGCAAACCAAAGUCUUGCACCUUCCCAUUCUUCUGUAUUAUUUAUGAUAAAGUAUUUCACUAUAUGCAAGUGUUAUAAAGAUUGAUGUACCAUGUGCUAAAUAAAGGUGGCCAAGCCAGCUG
Erpetoichthys calabaricus (reedfish) is the source of this 1470-nucleotide messenger RNA. RefSeq names its product acyl-CoA thioesterase 7 (gene acot7). Lineage: Eukaryota; Metazoa; Chordata; Cladistia; Polypteriformes; Polypteridae. The record is from RefSeq and is a predicted model, not a curated record. Gene Ontology annotation, molecular function: long-chain fatty acyl-CoA binding. Bases 136 to 1215 code for a protein of 359 amino acids. Gene Ontology annotation, cellular component: cytosol; extracellular exosome; nucleoplasm. Gene Ontology annotation, biological process: acyl-CoA metabolic process; palmitic acid biosynthetic process. The transcript is spliced from 11 exons.